AUGUCGAGCGCCAUCUUGAACCUACACUCGGAGAAGGCUGCCGCUCCCAAGGCGGUUGCACACCUUCUGCCAUGCCGCAUCCAACAUAACGGACUUAUCGACUCGGCGCCGUCCUUCUGGAACCCAACGACAUCUACGGAUGGCAAGUCAAAGGCAUUCUUCCGUGGUCGCGAACUGCACGGCAAAUCAGUUCAGUUGCCCUCGGGCUACCGCGGCAUUGUUGUCGAGAAACAGAACAAAACGAUCGAGGCUCCGAGGCCAGACGCCCCGCCACAAGAGGAAGAGGAUGACGAAGACAAGAUUGAACGAGGCGCACUCCGGGUAACGGCCGAGUUUGAUGAGAUGGUUGUCUGGGGCGCGGAAAGCAUGGCGGACGCGGCGACGGAUCCUUACGUCAGGAGCAUGGAAGAGUGGCUGCAGGUUGCUGAGAGCAUACAUCAGUACGACGAGCCCGCGAGGGACCAACCGGCGACGGCAUGA
Verticillium nonalfalfae is the source of this 480-nucleotide messenger RNA. RefSeq lists its product as uncharacterized. Gene Ontology annotation, cellular component: ribonuclease H2 complex. Gene Ontology annotation, biological process: RNA catabolic process. The record is from RefSeq and is a predicted model, not a curated record. Bases 1 to 480 code for a protein of 159 amino acids. The transcript is spliced from 2 exons. Lineage: Eukaryota; Fungi; Ascomycota; Sordariomycetes; Glomerellales; Plectosphaerellaceae.